UCUGCAACUUUCCCGUCGCUCUCUCCCGCCCUCCCUCCCUGGCGCCCUCCCUCCCUGCCUGCGCUAUCUCGCCGAACUCAGGGAUCGUUUGUGGCCCCCAGGUGGGAUGCCGCAGCCGCAGUUUCCGCGGGACGGGGCGUUGUGGUCCAUUUCUCGCGCCGCUUACCCCGCCAGAAACGUCACGGAGUCAGCCGCUGCAGGAGUGUUGGUUGGUCGCCGUCCGGGUCAACACCUCCCUCCUUCAGUCUUCCCCCGCCGCGGAGUGAAAGAUCGCCAGUCGUGCUCAGGCAGUGAAAGUGGGAGGAUGUGCGCCGCGGCUCUCUGUACCUGACGACGAGCCUUCACUCCUGAGCCUGCCUACCUGCCUGUCUUGCGUUCUGUACGGGUCGCGGCGCAUCAGUUCGGCAGACAGGAUGGUCGUAGUGGUGUGUUGCCGCGCCUCGUGACCCAGUACUGGCCAGCGCCACCCACACCAGGCACUGGGACUGACUGGGACCUCCCAUACUCGCUGUGACACCCUCCCUCCGUUUCUCCCUCCCUCCCUAACUGUCUCUCUUCCCACCUUCUCUCUCAUAACACCUUUUUUUUGUGUGUGUCUUAUAUUUUGUCAUCCCAUACUUACUGUGACACUCCCUCUCCCUCUCUCCGUCUCUCCCUCCCUCCCUCCCAGUCUCCCAGUCUCCUCCCUCCUAUCUCCCAUAGCAUCUCUUUUUGUGUCUUAUAUCUGACCUGCUUACUCGCAAGUGUUCCACAUGAAGAGACCUAGAACACGUUAGCACGACCAUACCUCCUGUGUGUGCGUGUGUGUGCGUGUGUCAGUGCGUGGCCCUCGUCUGGCCCUACAGUGCCUCAUGGUGCCGCCAGCCCAUGCCGCCCCUCGCGCCGCCCAAAACUCGGUGCUGAUGGCGUGGUGGCUGCUGGCGGUGAUGGUGCUGCUGCUAGUGCCGCCCCUCCCCCUCGUCUCCGCCUCCACGCUUCAUCCCCGCAGCCUCGGAUUUUACGGCUUACAGUCAGGGCAGCGGCGUCUGAAGAUCGAGCCCCGGGGAUGUGACGUCCUGGGCAUCGUGGAGGGCAAGGAGGUGCGGCGCGGCGUGUGCAUGUUCAACUUUGAGUGCUUCCAGCGAGGGGGCCGUGUUGUGGGGGCUUGUAUUGAUGGCUUCCUCUUUGGCGCCUGCUGCGUGAAGGAUGAUGAGGAGCUGGGAGAAGUCACUGAAGGAGGCUUAGUGACGGUGACAAAGACCCCAGGGAAUGUGAAAAAGGAGGAGCUAGGAGAAGGAAGCUUAGCAGUGACUAAAGCACCAGGAAACGUGAAGGACAAGGUAGUGAAUCCAGGGCCUGUGAGGACUAACCUGGAGGAGGAGAAAUUAACAGGUGUUGAAGGAAGCUUAGCAGUGAUGAAGGGACCAGAAAACGUGAGGGAAGAAGUAGUGAGUGCAGAACCUGAGAGGACUAACCUGGAAAAGGAGAAAGAGAAAGGAGAUCUCCCUCAAAGUGUCUCUGGCGGAAAACUACCAGAGGACACGGGGAAUGACUCAGGUGAUGUGGAGAAGGAAUCAGAAGGAGGAGGUAGUGAGAAAGACCAAUUGAACUGGCCUUUAGUGAGUAUGAUGAAUGUAUCCAGUGAAGCAGUGAGGGACGAGGGAGAGGACAGUGUUGUGUUGCCAGGAAUAGUGGAAGUGAAUGACGGGGAUAAGACAAGCUCCCUCCACACCACGACCCACAGAACCACCACUAAGGUUGCUAUGGAGUCGUCCACCUCUCCUACCUCCACUAAGGGCACGACUGCGAAUCAGGACACCACUCAGCAUACAAAAGUGACGGAGAAUGAAGAAGAUGAGGUCGCCACUGUGAUUCCUGAUUCUGAGGGUAUAACUGAGGCUGUCCCCUUCAUGACCCUUCCAGAUGACCACGAGGGCAUGUCCACACUAGUAUCUGAAGGGUUUGAUGUCACAGAUGUUUUGCUGGAUGAUGUAUCUGACAGCAGCCACAGCACUCAAGCCCAACGUAGCUCUUCCCACUUACCACCCACCACGCCUCUCUCCCAGCCCACUACACCUGUCCUCCCGCACUUAACCUCCCACCCAAUUACACCCAAACCUAUUGACAUUCUUGCAGAGACUAACUUCAAUCUGUCAGUCCUAACUACCACUCAGGCUCCCACCACCACCCCCACCACCACCCAGCCACGGUCCACCUUUGCCCCAAGACCUGCAAUGUUUCGGCCUAAGCCCCUCAGGACGACCACCAGCCCCAGGACACCACUGGACACAACACAGACGACCCUUGCUCUUACCACGCCAACGGUGAUUGACAAAAUGACUUCAGAUGGCUUCUCAAUGUCUACGCUGCCCACCACUACAGAAAACACCGCAGACGACCACUGGGCGACCCCGGAAACGACUGGGGAUGUUCCAGUGCAAACUUGGACACUUUCCCCACAACGACCUAUCAUGGAAAUCAGGCCACAGACACUCCCCACAACAACGACCCCUGAAAUGACCACUACUGAAGAAAAUGACGACUUCCUUCUCUUCUGGACACUCUCACCACAGCCUCCUAUCGCCAAUGCACGACCACAAACCACCACCGCCCCUGAUAAAGACGACCCAUUUGCCUUCUGGACGACAAAACCACCAGUGCAGUCUCAGCGACCCAACACACGCAUCCCCGAUGACCUGGAUCCGAUGCUGACCUGGACGACCACCUCUACAGCGCGACCUCAGGGGCUGGAUGACCAUGACCUGUACCUGGAGCCUGUGGUUGUGCCUGGGGAUGUCCUACAGCACAUAACUGGAGACCUGCUGGAACGACACCCGAACAGCACGACCACAGCAACAAGCGCACGACCCUGGGCCUCUUCCACGUACACCAUACACACUAUUCCUUACCCACUGCCUAGUGACAACAACAUAGUGCAGUCUGGGACACCACACUCUACCACCACCGUUACGACCAAGACUCCUACAGCUACUACAAGACGUUCUAAGCCACCUAAAAGACGAAAAUCUACAACUACAACCUCCACCACGACCCCAGCACACCCUUUCCCAUCCCUGGCCACUACCACACGCCCCCCACCCACCACGGACGCCCCGAUCUCCCCAAUAGACCAGUUUAUCGUGGACUUCAUCAACUCCUCGCCUCCUGAAGAAGAAUUUACCACCACCACCGUCACCCCAGAACCACCACCGCCGAUAGACCUUGAGCUCCUGACGCAGCUCUUCAACCUUACCAACAUCAUCCCCGGCGAGGAAGGGUUUGUACCUCCCCUCCCUCCACUGUUCCCUCCCACCACCACCACCACCACUACCACCACCACUCCCAGACCACGUCCCUCCACGACUACCACCAGAAGACGACCCAAACCUCGACCGACUGUUCCAAGUAUCCGACUGCCUCUUCUGACUACGACCAAACCGACCACCACCAGUACGACUACUACUACGACAACCAGUACUACAACUACUACUACGACUACUACUACCACUACUACGACUACUACACCGACGACGACGACUCCUGAGUGGAAUUAUAGAACGACGUGUGGGGUGCGGCCGCUGGCGAGAGAGGGGCGCAUCGUGAACGGGGAGCUGAGUGAAUAUGCAGAGUGGCCGUGGCAAGCCCUUGUGAAGGAGUCAACAUGGCUGGGUAUCUUCACCAAGAACAAGUGUGGCGGUGUGCUGCUUAACAGACGCUAUGUCCUCACUGCUGCCCACUGCCAGCCUGGAUUCCUGGCAUCGCUCAUUGUGGUGCUGGGAGAAUACGACCUCUCAGACGACUAUGAGCCAAAGCGAGUGGUGCAGCGGAAUGUGAAACGAGUGGUGGUGCAUCGUGGCUACGUGGCCAAGACCUUCGACAAUGACCUGGCGCUACUAGAGAUGGAGCGGCCAGUCACCUAUGACGAGCACAUAGUCCCCAUCUGCAUGCCCAAAGGAAAUGAGGACUUUGUGGGCCAGAUGGGUUACGUGACAGGCUGGGGUAGACUGUCAUAUGGAGGCCCAGUACCCGCCAAGCUGAAUGAGGUGGCCCUGCCUGUCAUAGAGAACCACGAAUGCCAGCAGUGGUUCAACGAGGCUGGCCACCCCAAGAAAAUCAAACCUGAAUUCUUUUGUGCUGGCUACAAAGAAGGGAGGAAAGAUUCAUGUGAGGGCGACAGUGGAGGUCCCUUGUCAAUACGGGGAGAUGACGGACGCUGGAUUCUUGCAGGCACAGUCUCCCAUGGGAUCAAGUGUGCCUACCCGAACCUCCCUGGAGUGUACAUGCGCAUGACAUACUAUAAACCUUGGAUACGCAGCAUAAUUAAUUGACCGCAGUCAUUUCCUAGGAUCUGAAAUGUAUGAUAGUGAGUUUAUCUUGUGUUACGUUGUUGUAUCUUGUAUAGUUGUAUGUAUUUUGUAGUGAUAGUGGUGGAGUAUGUAGAGAGAUUGAGGGAGGGUGUUGAUGUUGAUGUUGUUGUUGUUGUUGUUGUUGUUGUUGGUUGUAUUAUAGUGAACUUGUGUACUGUACAGUGAGCCCUGGUUUGCUCAGGUGUGUUUUUUUCAGGUGUGUGUGUGUGUGUGUGUGUGUGUGUGUGUGUGUGUGUGUGUAAGAGAAAAUUAUGAAGGAUAAUAAAGUAUUAUUAAGAAUAGAGGGAAUGAAGGUUGAUGAAGAAAGGGAAGAGAGAGUAUAAGGAAAAAAUGAAGGGCAUAUAAAAAAAGAUGAAAAUCAAAAAGGAAAAGAGGAAAAAGGAAAAAAAUAAACCGAGAAAAGAUGAAAGUAAGAAAAGAGAAAAGUAAAGGAAAAAGUGAGAGAAAAGGGGAAGAAAAGCCAAAAAAAUAAUACAGAAAACAAAUAAACGAGGAAAGAAUACUGCUUAAAGAAAGAAAACUACUGAAAGAGAGAGAGAGAGAGAGAGAGAGAGAGAGAGAGAGAGAGAGAGAGAGAGAGAGAGAGAGAGAGAAACAAAAUAUAUUCUAGAAAAAACAAUACUGAAAGAAAUAGAAAGAAAGAAAAAAGAGAAUCAAAACACCCCCUCUCUCUCUCUCUCUCUCUCUCUCUCUCUCUCUCUCUCUCUCUCUCUCUUCAAUAGCUCCUCUAGUGCAAAUCAAUGACAAGAACCCAAAGCAACACACAAGACAAGCAAAACUGACGUAACUGUGGCAAUUUUUAGACAUACACGGUAACAGAGAGAGAGAAAAGCAGACAGGACUGUGAUCAAUGCUGUGUAUGUGUGUGUGUGAGUGCGUGACGUCCCCCAUGUGAAGGAAACACAGCUUCCUGAACCCACAGACUCACGUGCCCCGAGUGAGUGAAGCCUCAUCCAUUGCUUCACUGGUUCGUUUGUGCGUUCGUUCGUUCGUUGAUUGAUUUAUUCAUGUUUCUUAGUAUAGUUGAAUUGUGGUUAGUGUGUGUGUGUGUGUGUGUGUGUGUGUGUGUGUGUGUAAGAGGCAAAUAAGGGGAGAUAGGAAGAGAAAUGUGAUUAAGAAUGUGUAGAGGAAAUUAAGGAAGGUAAGAAAAGAGAAAACGAGGAUGAAAAGGGAGAAGAGAGAAUAAGAAAUGAAAGGGAAGGAGAAAAAAAUAAGAAAACAAAGUAAGAAAGAGAAAAAUGACGAAUAAAAUGUGUGUGUGUGUGUGUGUGUGUGUCAGUCAUAGCAAAAUCAUAACUCUUGUUCUUUUCUAUUUUUUAUGCUUGUUUGCUUCCCCCGAGUGAAACGAGAGAGUAGGAAAACAAACGAGAAAAAUAGAUGAGGCUAUAAAUAAAAUAUGACAGACUCCCCUUGUGUGUGUGUGUGUGUGUGUGUAUGUGUGUGUGU
Molecule: messenger RNA, 5792 nt
Organism: Scylla paramamosain (green mud crab)
Lineage: Eukaryota; Metazoa; Arthropoda; Malacostraca; Decapoda; Portunidae
Product: serine protease filzig-like
Exons: 8
Coding region: 852-4307 (1151 amino acids)
Biological process (GO): proteolysis
Molecular function (GO): serine-type endopeptidase activity
Source: RefSeq, a predicted model, not a curated record